GUUAGUCGCUUCAAAUCCGUUAAUUGUGACAUCCACGCGAAUUCCCCAGAACAGAACAGAACAGUUUGCAAGUCGCGCUUACAACGAAUCGUACUGAACUCAAUUGAAUGGCCUGCUAAAAAGCAUAAGCAGUCGAAUUAACUACACACAAAGCCUAAGGCUGUGAUAUACCUACAUAUAUAAAAAUAACUGAGCUGUAGACUUGCCCACGCGCUGCUUGCUACACUCGCUUGCCAGCUCAAUUUGAUUGCUCAAUGAUGCAAAGCGUAUGUUUGAUUGUGUGGGCUGGCCUCGUUGCCAGCUGCUGGGCAGCUACAGUGCCGCCACCGCCGUUGAUACAGACUCUGAGCAAUGGUGCUGACAUAGGACCUGAGUUUAAGCUGGAGCCCAAUAGCAACAACAACAACAACAACAACAACACGAGCACAGUGGAAGAUGCGCAAUUCUGGCGACGUAUUGGCCUGCAGCAGCUGGAGAAGAUUAUACGCAAGGCACAGCGAGCUAAGGAGCAUUCAUAUAGAUACAAGGCAAAGAAUAUAAUCAUUUUCAUAGGCGAUGGCAUGGGGUUGUCCACCAUAAGCGCUGGUCGCAUCUACAAGGGUCAGUACUUGAAGCGUGGUCAUGGCGAAGAGGAAACAUUAUCCUUUGAUCACUUCGACUACACGGGCUUGGCCAAGACUUAUAACGUGGACAAGCAGGUCCCAGAUUCAGCGGGCACAGCCACUGCAAUAUUCACGGGCGUUAAGAGCGAUUAUGGUGCCAUUGGCAUGGACACUACUCGCUCCAAGCUGAAUGCCAGUCAAGGACGUCUUGAAUCCGUCAUGGACUGGGCACAAAGCGCAGGCAAACGUACCGGUGUGGUAACUACCACACGCAUUACACAUGCCACACCAGCGGCCACCUAUGCGCGUGUCUAUAAUCGUGACUGGGAAUGUGAUACUGAAGUGCCCAAUGAGUCCGUGGGCAUACACAAGGAUAUUGCACGUCAGCUGGUGGAGCAGGCGCCUGGCAACAAGCUAAAUGUUGUCCUGGGUGGUGGUCUAUCUCCUAUGGGCGCGCUUAACUCCAACGAAAAGCGCACUGUAAACUUUGAAGGUGGCACCGAGCUCAUUUGUCAGCGUGGAGAUCAGCGUAAUCUGGCCAAUGAAUGGCUGGAGCAGCAUACCAACGACAGCAAGCCAGCGGCUUUGGUGAAAACACGCGAGGAAUUGCUGCAAGUGAAUGUGAAGGAAGUUGAUCAUUUGAUGGGCUUGUUUCGCAACAAUCACAUUACCUAUGCCAUAGCGCGUGAGCAGGGUGAGCCCUCGCUGGAGGACAUGACCAGAGCCGCAAUUGGUGUGCUGGAACGCGGCACUCAGUCCGCUGGCUAUGUGCUUUUGGUUGAAGCUGGACGCAUUGAUCAGGGUCAUCAUCAGAAUUAUGCACGUGCCGCCCUUCAUGAGCUAUACGAACUGGAUCUGGCAGUACAGGCGGCGCUUAAUGUAACCAAUGCGGAAGAAACGUUAAUCAUGGUGACGGCAGAUCAUUCGCAUUCUGUUACCUUUAAUGGUUACCCCAAGCGUGGUGCUGAUAUCUUGGGAGCUGCUAAUUUGCACAGGCCCACCGAUCCCAUGGUGUAUGAAACCAUAACAUACGCCAAUGGACCGGGCUACUUUGAUCACUUGGCCAACGAAAGCAAGCGAGAGAACAGUUCCAACUUUUGGGCGCCGUUCAAGCUCUACACAAAGGAGGAAAUAGAGUCACCCACGUAUCGUCAUAUGGCCACGCUGCCGCUAAAGGAUGAAACCCACGGCGGCGAGGAUGUAAUUGUAUUUGCCAAUGGUCCCGGUGCCAGCUUAGUGCGAGGUGCUUUUGAACAAAAUUAUUUGGCUUACGUCAUGAGCUAUGCUGGCUGCAUGGGUCCCGCCAAGAAUGUUGAUGACUCUUGCCAGAAGCAAAUAAGUCAUGGUAGUGUCCACAGUGCUGCUUCGUUAACAACUGCAACCACUUCUCUUUUAUUCCUCACCACAUGGCUUCUAAGCUCUUCGUUUUCCUUAAAAGCAUGUGUGCGUUUGCAUAUCUAAUGCAUAUACAUAUGCGUGUUUUGUUAUGUAGUAUUUACUUAACUUGGCAGCAGCUAAUCUAAUUAAAUUAGUCAAUAAACUUACUAUAUACAAUAGAAGCGUUACUAUUCCAGCAAAUUGGCGCUACAAACUCAAAUGUUAUCAUUUGCCCCGAAUAUGUUUGAAUUUUAAUGAAAAUACUAAUAUUGUUAUCGAAAUACAUAUUCGGGCAUUCGCCCGAAUAAGAAUGGUAUUUUAACGAAAAUACUAAUAUUGUUAUCGAAAUUAAAUUAAAAAAUUAUAGU
Messenger RNA from Drosophila busckii, 2347 nucleotides. It is a transcript of the gene Alp4, whose product is annotated as alkaline phosphatase 4. The transcript is spliced from 3 exons. Gene Ontology annotation, molecular function: alkaline phosphatase activity. Gene Ontology annotation, biological process: dephosphorylation. The coding region runs from base 255 to 2063 and encodes 602 amino acids. Lineage: Eukaryota; Metazoa; Arthropoda; Insecta; Diptera; Drosophilidae. The record is from RefSeq and is a predicted model, not a curated record.